This is a messenger RNA of Bubalus bubalis (water buffalo), 4526 nucleotides long. It is a transcript of the gene BTBD16, whose product is annotated as BTB domain containing 16. Lineage: Eukaryota; Metazoa; Chordata; Mammalia; Artiodactyla; Bovidae. Bases 635 to 2155 code for a protein of 506 amino acids. The transcript is spliced from 16 exons. The record is from RefSeq and is a predicted model, not a curated record.
UACCCUCACCUUCUCCCACAGAGUCCAAAAGUCUGUUCUUUACAUCUGUGCCUCUUUUGCUGUCUCGCUUACAGGGUCAUCGUUACCAUUUAGUCUAAUCUUAUGUUACAGAUGAGGCCUGAGGAUUUGGGGGUUGGUUCUUACUGUGGGCCCCUUUUAAAGUAUUGUGUUCCCCCAGGCACUGUAAGAAGCCUGGCACUACAUAGAAACAGUAAUGACAUUGCACGCCUAAGGAGGGCGAUUGAGGUGGAGGUCGGUGGCACCCCAGUUGGUCUCUGUAAGACUGCAUCCCUCCCACAGCCCCCCAGCCUGCAAGAGGACUGAGCCGAGAACAGGAAGUGCUCAGAACCUUCCUUGAUGUUGCCAUGGUGCCCACAAAGACCGGAGGAAACCAAAGGCCGGCUCCCCUGCCAAAGCUCCUUGCCCUCAGGAAGAAAACAGUGAGCCCCGCGUGUCAUGAGCACUCCAAGCAUUCAGCCCCAGAAGGUGAAGGGCCAUCAGCUGUCCUGUCGUUCAGAGACCGACGUAACAAGAGUGCCUCCGCUCCGCUAGCUCCUCCGUCAGCACACCCUCGGGGGCCAAGGAGCCUCAGGACAGCAGGUGCUUCUCUUUUGUGCAAUCUCCGGGAUCCUUCAUGAAAAUGCUGAAUCCGCAGAAACCCCGGCUGGAACGCCGAAUUGCUGGCUCAACCAAUCGGUGGCGUUUCCCCAGACAGCCUUUCUCGGGAGACCUGCUGGGGCUCUCCCAGAUGUGCAAGGCUGCCAGCAUAGACUUUGAUGAAGUUCUGAAGAACCCAGGCAGGUUAUGCAUUUCACAAAUUCAGAGGAUUUUCCCUGAGAAUUUGAAGAACAAGACCAUCCAAAGCAGAGAGGCAGAUGUGAUUCUCCAAUGCCUUGGCUUCAAAUGGGAACUCCACCAGCCCCAGCUUUUUCAGUCCGAGACCUUGGCCAAGCUCUACCUGAUGGGCCUGGCCCGGGGCAACGCAAACCCUGAGAAGGAGUCAGUGAAAAUUCUGCAAGCCCAGCAGCCUGGCAGGAGCCGAGAACAGCGCCCCGUGAAGAAGAUGAUCCUCUCCUUGAAGAUCAAUGACCCUCUGGUCACCAGAGAAGCCUUCGCCACAGCCCUGAAGAACCUCUACAUGCAUGAGGUGAAGAUAUGCCUAGAUGACGUGCUGGGCGUGCUGGCCGCUGCUCACAUCCUCCAGUUUGGCAGCCUGUUUCAAAGGUGUGUGACCAUCAUGAUGAGCGGACUCACGCCGAGCACCAUCAAAAAUUUCUAUCUGGCUGGCUGCAAGUACAAGGAAGAGCUCCUCACCACCGCCUGUGAGAAAUGGAUGGAGAUGAACUUGGUCCCUCUGGUGGGGACACAGAUCCACCUCCGGAAAAUCCCAAAGGAGCUGCUCCACAAAGUGCUGAAGUCCCCCAGGUUGUUUACUUUUAGUGAGUUUCACCUUCUGAAAACGCUCCUUUUGUGGGUCUACUUGCAGCUGAACAACAAAACUCAGACGUUUCCGAUGUACGAAACCGUGUUGAUGUUUUUUAGCAGCUUCCCCAAGAACUGUGCCUUUCUGGACCGGAAUGUGGGACAGAACUUGAUCCCGCUCUUCCUUUGCCUACGUCUGCACAGCAUCACCAAAGGCAAGGAUCUGGAAGAGCUUAGGCACAUAAACUUCUUCCCUGAAUCCUGGCUGGUCCGGGUUACAGCCAACCACUACCACGCGCUGGAGAAUGGGGGCGACAUGGCCCACGUGAAAGACCUAAGCACCCAGGCGGUGAGAUUCGGGCUGCUUUUUAACCAGGAGUAUACAACACAUUCAAAAGUGAUUACCUUAUAUGGAUUCUUCUUUGAGAUAAAAGGAAUCAAGCAUGACACUACCUCCUAUAGUUUUCAUAUGCAGAGAAUAAGGCACACUGACUUGGAAUGUGCCUCCGCGGUCUAUGAGAACACUCCCAUCAGCCUAAGAGCCGAACGCCUGGUGACAUACGAGAUCAGAGCCCAGACCAUGGUGGACGGCAAGUGGCAAGAGUUCAGGACGAACCAAAUCAUGCAGAAGUUCGGGUUGGUCAAGCCAUCCUGCAAAAGCCACGCCUUGAAAAUCCAGACUGUGGGCAUCCCUAUCUAUGCAAGUUUUUCAUUUGUCUUCUCAUUAUCUUAACAGUUUUCAGAAGAAUUUCUUCCACUGGUCCACAUAAGAAGAAAUAAAAUAACAUGAAAGGGACUGCUCAAAUACUCAGCUGACUCUCCUUGUUAGCAGUGGUCGCGUUAGCCCUUUUGUUCGCUGUCUUGGUCUGUUGGGCUGCUAUAACAAACCACCGCAGACUGUGGGGGCGGGGGGCUUAUAAACAACAGAACUUGAUUACUCACAGUCUGGAGGCUGGAAGUCCAAGAUCAAGACGCCUGCAGAUUCCACGUGCUGUCUGGUGAGAACUUGCUUUCUGAUUCGUAGACGGCUGUCUUCUCCCCAUGUCCUCACAUGGUGGAGGGGGUAGGGAGCACUCUGGGACCUCUUUUAAUGAGGGCACUAAUCCCAUAGGGAGGGCCUUGCCCUCCAGACCUAUUCACCUCCCAAAGGCCCCAUUUCCUAAUGAGAUUUCCUUGGGAGGUUAGAAUUCAACAUGUGAAUUCUGGGGAGACACAUUCAAACUAUAGCACUCCCAUUUGUGUUGUUUGAGGAUGGAAAGUACCAGAGCCAUGAGUCUGUUGCCAUCACUGACCCCAAAGGUCCCUGAGUCCAGCCCUAACUUGAUUACAUUUGGAAACACUCUGAAGGGAGCACCAGCAGCAACAACAUAGUCCAGUGGGGAGCUGCAGGGAUCCCCCUUUCAUGACGCAUUCUGUGCCUGCUACACAGAACAACAUACCUGACCAUUGACCGUGGCAGAAGAAGAGGUAGGAAGGGACGACAGUAAUUAUAAGGUAUGGAGUGACUUACUGACUGUCCCCCCUUUUUAAAUGGAACUCUGCGGUUUGGAGAAAACAAGGGAAGAGAGUUUCUCUUCUCACUCUGUGGAUUAGUUUUCUAUCUCAGUGUAGUCAAGCACCACAAGUUUAGUGGCUUAAAGCAGCGUGUACUUAUUAUUAUACAGUUGUGGUCUCAGUAGUCCAGGUGGCUUUGCCGCAUCACCUGCUCAGGGUCAGGUCUACAAGCCAGUGGUGGCUGGGCUGUGUUCUCAUCUGAAGACAUGAGUGGGGAGAAGCCAUGUGCAAGCUCAUGAGGCUGCUGGCAGAUUCAUUUCCUCGCAGCUGUAUGACUGAGGGCCUGACUGCUUACUGGUUAUCGGGAAGAAGCCACCCAGGUUCUAGAAUCCCCCUGCACUUCCCUGCCACAUGGGGCUCUCUAGAGACAUUUCAGAGCAUGGCUGUUUGUCCUUCAAGGCCAGCAAGAGAGUUUCUCUCACUGUGGUCUGCUAAGACAGAGCCUUGCAUAAUCUAAGGUUAUCUUGGUGAUGACCCAUCACCUUGACCAUGUUCUCUGGGCUACAAGAGAGUCACAUGUUGAACCUAUACUCAAGGGGAGAGGCUUAUACAAGGGAUCACUUUAGAGUGUGUCCAUCACAGAGUGUUAUCCGGUGUCUUUGGGAACGUGAUGGAGCAUUGCUGAUGCUGUAUGGACAACAAGGUGGUAGACAAAAUUUAGUCUAAUGAUCACCUUAGAAGCAGACGGGCUAAAGGAGCCUCCUUCCCAGCAGAGGAGCGAUGCCCUGGGCAGAGUGACCUGGCAGGGAGAGAGGUUGGUGGGAGUGUGAGAAGGGGCCUAGUGGAAGAGUUGGACAAAGGAACUGGGAGUUGGGUCUGUCCUGCAGGCCUGUUCCCCCGCUUGCAUCUGGCCAGGUCCAGCCAACAGGAACUGGUGUUGGGAGUUUGGAGAAUAGGAGACUGGGAGAAACCUGGGGAUUUCUCACCCUCUGGGCUGUGGACAGCAUUUUCCAGCAGAAGCUGUGUCUCCUCUAUGGCUCCAGCUCCACUCUGUCAUCCUCGUACCUACCUGGCAGACUCCUGCUGUGGUUUCAGGACCAUCAGAUAGCCUUGCUUCUGCUUCUAGGGACACCACCUGUGUAUCCCUCCAGGCCCAGGCAGUGAAGAUUUCCUGCUGGUCUUCAGGUUGCCUCAUUCUCCUCCGUUUGCCUUCAGAGGUCUUCCUUCAUCUGUGUAAUCUGUUCUCUCUAUUAUAUUUAUUCUGUUCAAAAACCCUGGAAUACUUCAUGCUUUUCAGACUGUCCCUGAUAUGAAGUGUUUUGAUGAACUGAUAGGUGUGACCCAGUGGGGUAGCCUGUUGGAAAACAUGGCUUCAAUUAUUCCUCCCACCCCUGCAGGGCUGGGACAAGGCCAGGCAAGUGAGGCAGUCUCCUUGUGUCAAAAUAUACCAUCAUUCAAAUAGGAACUUGGUGAAUUUUCAUAAAAACUCAAAACCAAUGCUAAAAAGCUAUGAUGUAGGUUGAUGAAUCACCGCAGGUGAACACACCCCCAUCCCAGCCACCUGAUCAAAACCAGAGCACGAUCGGCACCCCAGGUGCCCCCCCACCUUG